Molecule: messenger RNA, 7528 nt
Organism: Athalia rosae (coleseed sawfly)
Lineage: Eukaryota; Metazoa; Arthropoda; Insecta; Hymenoptera; Athaliidae
Gene: dachs
Product: unconventional myosin-IXAa
Exons: 18
Coding region: 1205-5170 (1321 amino acids)
Biological process (GO): vesicle transport along actin filament; actin filament organization
Cellular component (GO): cytoplasm; vesicle; actin cytoskeleton
Molecular function (GO): ATP binding; actin filament binding; cytoskeletal motor activity
Source: RefSeq, a predicted model, not a curated record
CACGGGGGCCGCACCGGGCGCAUCGUUUCAGAAGAGCGGGAGAAAACGCGCGGCGCCUCUUUUAUUCCACGAGCUUAUUUAAAAUCGAAUCAUUUUAUCGGCCAACUUUGACGUUCGAACUUCAUCCCGUCGAGAUAUUUUAUAACGACCGAGCCGAGAACUGCGCGGCAAAUAAAAUCGAUCGACGAAAUUUUCAAAAUUUCAAAACGCUGGCCUAAAAAUACCGAAGACUUCAAAUUUUUCGAACGUCGUAUCCGAAAAGUUGAAAAUCGAAAGAUAUAAUAAUAAGUCGCCAGACCAGAGUCAAUCUCAGCCUACGACAUAGGCCCUGUUUCAAUAUUUGAAGUUCAAGAAUAAAAAACAAAGAGAGACAAAAAAUGGGGAAGAAAAGCGAAGGGGCAGAAUAAAAGGAAAAGGACGUUUGUAAUCCCAUUUCAAUUAUACUUAUGGACCGUUUGAAUACAUAAAGUUAGACGGGGUCGAAUCCGAGAGCCGUAGAGAUUAUACACUCAGAGGGGUGGUGGGGGUCAUUUCGUUAAUGACAAUCAAGAGGGUUUUAAUCAGUAGAGACUACUUCUUUAUUAACCUCAAGGAGGUUCUUUCGAAUCCAACCGAAGCGAUGGAGAAGAAUCGUUUUAUAAUUAUCCCGUUUUUAAUAAGGAAAAAUUUUUAUUCCAUCGCUUUUUGUCAAGUUUCAUUUUUUGGUUUCGCGAUUUUAUUUCUCGUUCACCACCUUACUGGAUCCUGAUCGAUUCGACGCGAUGUAAAGUUUUAGUGCGAGAUGAAAAAAAACAAUUAUUUGUCAAAGACUCCUCAUCAAUCGUUUGGUAAAUUAAUUUAUGCGAAGAACGUGAGUGCUAUCCAAUUGAUCGAAAUAAUUCAAUUUGAGAACGAAAAGUGCGCAAUAAUAAAAUAAAACAGUGUGUGCAAAUCGACUGAGACAAUUAUAAACUAAAUUGUGUGACAACUGGUGAAUGAAUGGUGUGCCAAAAAAAAUAUAUUUUCAAAAAAUCUGUAACGCACGAAAAUUGGGAUUGGAUUAUCUAUGAGCUGAGAUACCGGCGCAGAGGGUCGCCGAAUUUGAGAGCUGAAAUUUUUGGAUUUCGGACGGUCCCUUCUCUCCCCUUCCAUGAUCGUUUUUUUUCUCGUAUCGCGGAGUUUUCGUGUGAAAUUUAUCUAAAUAUUAUACCUUCCCGGAUGCGAUAUGUGCUUUGGACGCGACCGACUUCCAGCUGAAGGUCUCAACGAUCCGAGAGAUGGGGAGAACGAUCGUAGCGAUUUUCUUCUGUGCGUCAAACGCGUCGGUUGUCGGCUAUCGGGGGACAUUAUUAUGGUGAAAAGAAUCGUAUCGGCGCAAAAUUUGCCGCGGACGUCUCACGGUACAUCGAAAAUUGAUUCGCUAUCGGAAAGGAUCGCUUGCAAUUCGUCGGAAGAGAUAUCAAAUAUGGGGAUGCUUUUACCGGAUGAAACUUACGAGGAUCAGCGAAAUUCAUCAUCCAGGCGUAGUUCGUCGGACGCCGCUAGUUUGGGUAACGAUUGUUCGUCACUCGAGGAUAACGAGAACGAAAAUUACGACAACGAGGACAACGUAGAGACGGUAGACGCCGCGAAAGCUCUAGCCGAUCUCAAGAGGUGCGACGAUUUUUUGAAACACCACGGAAUACGACCGGAAUUCUUCUGCAGACACCGGGAGCGACUCGCCCUCCAAUCUUGGCUCCUUCAGAGGUCUUCGACGUCCUCGAAAAUUCCAUGCUCCGACGCUUCAUCGUCGAACGAGGCUGUCCACCUGCAGCAACGUUUGAGAAGUUUGAGCACGGAGCUCGUGACCCUAAGAAAUCGGCUGCACGUAGGGCAGCCUCCGAGUUCUGGCAAAUCACCUGAAAAAGGACACGGCGCGCCAGCGGUACCGCCAAGGACGACUCUGCCACCCCCGCCCACCGCCGUAUCCCACGGGGCCAACCAUCAACUGACCGCCAACACGAUCGGACACCCUCACAACAAUCAUUCCGCCAACAACAACAACAACAACAACAAUAACAACAACAACAACAACAACAACACAGCUAACAACAAUAACAACAACAACAACAAUGUGAACAACAAUAACAAUAGCACCAACAACAACAAUACCCUCGGACGUUCCUCGACGACGAACAAUGUCAUAGCCGAUCUGGAUUCCCCGAAGAAACGUCAUUUGGUACAGGAUGACGGGAUCGUGUCCUGCGUGACGGCGUUAGGCUGUUUACCGUCACCGCCUAUAACGAGCAUAAUAUCCGACGCUAGGAACGUUAAAACUUCGUCGUCAUCUUCCGCCCAUCAAAGGUGUCCCGUCAAAACUACGAAUACCUCGUCCACCGUCAAUAACAACAAUUCAACAAAUUUAGACGAUCUGAUACAUCUCUCCGGUCCGCUCACCGAAGAUGCUGUACUCAAAUGUCUCCAAGCUAGGUUCUGCGCCAAACAGUAUCACACCAACGUUGGCCCGAUACUCGUCUCCAUCAACCCGUAUACGGACGUUGGUAAUCCGUUGACGUUGACGAGCACCAGGACGGUACCUCUGGCACCGCAACUCAACAGGGUCGUUCAGGAGGCAGUCAGGCAACAAUCGGAGACUGGAUAUCCUCAGGCGAUCAUCCUUUCUGGGACGAGCGGUUCCGGUAAAACUUACGCCUCUAUGCUCCUACUGCGACAACUUUUCGACGUUGCCGGUGGCGGACCGGAAACGGACGCGUUCAAACAUUUGGCCGCGGCGUUCACCGUCCUGAGGUCGUUGGGUUCGGCCAAAACGGCCACGAACUCCGAGAGUUCAAGAAUAGGUCAUUUCAUCGAGGUACAAGUUACGGACGGCGCGUUGUACAGGACGAAGAUCCACUGUUAUUUUCUCGAUCAAACGAGGGUGAUCAGACCGUUACCGGACGAGAAAAAUUACCAUAUAUUUUACCAAAUGCUAGCUGGAUUGUCGCACGACGAAAGAGCUAAACUGAACCUGGAGGGUUACAAUCUGAAGAAUUUGAGAUACUUGCAACACGGAGACACCAGGCAAGACGAGGCGGAAGACGCGGUCAGGUUCCAAGCGUGGAAGGCGUGCCUCGGGGUACUCGGUAUACCGUUUUUGGACGUAGUCAGAGUUCUGGCGGCCGUUCUCAUACUCGGUAACGUCGGUUUCGCCGACGGACCGGGUGUGGAAGUCGGCGUGGUCGGGGAAAACGAACUCGCGGCCGUCGCCGCGCUCCUCGGCGUACCGCCGCCAGCUCUGCUCAGAGGUUUGACUUCGAGGACGCACAACGCCAGGGGACAACUGGUGAAGUCCGUCUGCGACGCGAAUAUGUCGAACAUGACCAGAGACUCCUUGGCCAAGGCGCUCUACUGCCGCACGGUCGCCACGAUCGUGAGGAGAGCGAACAGCCUCAAAAGACUGGGAUCCACACUGGGCACUCUGUCGUCGGACUCGAACGAAUCGGUUCACAAUCAGGCGGAGGUCACGAGUCAGCACGCCUCGACCAUCGGUAGUUCCGCAGGUGGAACGGGGUCCAGGAGUAUGGCGGCGUUGAACAACGCGGUUCGUCACGCUACCGACGGAUUCAUCGGUAUAUUGGACAUGUUCGGUUUCGAAGACCCGAAACCGAGCCAAUUGGAACACCUGUGCAUCAAUCUCUGCGCCGAGACUAUGCAGCAUUUUUACAACACGCAUAUUUUCAAAAGUUCGAUAGAAAGUUGCCGCGACGAGGGAAUACACUGCGACGUGGAAGUCGAUUACGUGGACAACGUGCCAUGCAUCGAUCUGAUCUCCUCACUGCGCACGGGUCUCCUGAGCAUGCUGGACGUCGAAUGCUCGAUAAGGGGAACGGCCGAGAGCUACGUUGCCAAGGUCAAGGUUCAGCACAAACAGAAUCCCAGACUAUUCGAGUCGAGAAUGGUCGACUGCAGAUCGUUCGGUAUUCAACACUUCGCCGGAAGGGUCGCUUACGACGCCUCCGAUUUUUUGGACACGAACAAAGACGUCGUACCCGACGAUCUUGUCGCCGUUUUUUACAAGCACACCUGCAACUUCGGAUUUGCGACGCAUCUUUUCGGUAGCGAAUUGAAAGCUCUUUACGCAAACGACACCGUACCGAGAGGAGUGAGCUUCAGGAUAUCGCCCACCUCGCACACAGACCUAUUGAACGGAGACGAGCCGAUAUCCACCCUGACUCAGGAUUUUCACACGAGACUGGACAAUCUUUUGAGAACUCUCGUUCACGCGAGGCCACAUUUCGUCAGGUGCAUAAGGAGCAACGGAUCGGAAACGCCGGUGCAUCUGGACCGCGGCGUGGCCAUGCGUCAGAUAAGGUCCCUCCAAGUUCUCGAGACCGUCAAUCUGAUGGCCGGAGGCUAUCCCCACAGGAUGCGUUUCAAGGCGUUCAACACCAGGUACAGACUAUUGGCGCCGUUCAAGCAACUCCACAGAGCCGAGGAACAGGCGGCCGAGGACACCAGAUUGAUACUGCAGAACGCGCAGCAGAUGAAGAGCAAAUUUUCGGCCAGCACUAGCUGGGCGAUGGGAAAACGUCACAUUUUUCUAAGCGAGGGAAUCAGGCAGCAACUCGAGGCGAUGAGGGCGGACACCAGACGCCGGGCGGCUACGGCUAUUCAGUCGAGCUGGCGGGGCUGGAGGAUCCGCAGAAGAUGGCCGAUACGGAGAUCGUUGAUCGGGGUUGGUUCUUCCGGCGUUGUCCAAAAAGCGCAUCAGACCUCAGCCGUAAACGGCGGGCAGAGGUCAGUCACUUCCGGUACCGGAACUUUGAACGGUACCGGGAACGGCGCCAGACCGAGGCCCCAACCGAUCGCCGGUACGCCGCCCCCGGAUCCGGCGGAAAAGUGCGCCGAUCAAAAAAUGAUCCAACAAACUUGCACGCUAUUCGGUCUGGACCUGGAACGUCCGCCACCCGUACCUCCCUCGAGGUCUUACACCGUCGCAGGUAACACGAAAUUGGGAUACCCCCAGACCAGAGUAAUGAAAACGCCGUUUCCAGAAGGAGGAGACGGCGAGGUGGUUUUGCUGAAGGGUGAGACGGUUCUUGUGGUCGGUGCGUCGCCCAGACGGGGACACCUUCUCGUCGAACACAACGGCGCUACACUUCACGUACCCUACCAAUUCAUGGAGCUGAAACCGUGCAACGUGAACGUUUGACGAGAGCGUAUCAUCGAACCACGACGCGAGUAUACAGGAGACCUGUACAGUUUUGUCCGUAGGGAAUAGAAAACGAUAGGGGAAGAGAGAAACCGAGUCGUACUUCCGGUAAUCCAAACCCGGCAAGUGCAAACCGUGUUUUAUAAGUACACACACACACAUUCGAUACACAUUUACAUACGUAUGUAUAUUCAAAUUAUAUAUAUAUAUAUAGAUCGCGGUUUACGCUUUACGAUGUUCGGUUUAUACGGACGUAUACGCGAUAUACGGGGCACGCUUCGCUGGCUAAUUGUUUGUGCAAAGUUGCAGGUAUAUCUGGAGUUAUACCGUGAGUUAAUUUGCUGCGAUAACUCCCCUCUCACGUUUCACCCGCUAGUUCCUACCGUUGCAUACGUAAAGUUCGAAACACUCAAUUCCAACGUAUACGAAUAUCACUUCGUUUAAUUACCCGAAAAGUACGACUGCGCGAUUGACCGGUCGACUUUUCGUGCCGAACGAAAAGAAAAUGGAAAAAAAAAAACAGACGAGAGAAAAAACUCGUUCGAAUUCGACUCCGAGGAGUAUUUAAUUUCUCGAGCACCUUCGUCCCGUUUAUUAACCGCGUGUACAAGGUUCGGGGAAAUUUCACUUCGGGUUGUAUACAACAUCAGCGGAGGGCAUUUCUCUCCACUUCGAAGUGCUCCUACCACAAUAACCUGCACCACCGCCGCCGCCGCCGCCGCAAUCUCUGCGGGGAAUAGUAAACCGUGCUUUAUUUUCUCCCAUAUUUUACUUGAUAACCGGUACUCUUCCUCGCAUUAUCAUCAUUGUGCCAUUUCGGUAGAAACGGGCGUCGGUACAGUCGAAAAGGGAAUUUUUAAGCUUUACAGCGUCGAAUUAUCCGACGAAAAAGAGCGUCCAGAAUCCGAGAAAAUAGAUUCUUUCGAAAGACUGUACUCAAGGGGGGUAUACAAACGGGAAACCCGAGGGCGGCGAUUCUACACUCGGCACAGUUUUCUCAGGCGAUACUUUUUCCCUCUUCCCGUUCAACUCCCGCCUAUCCUCCGGCUAGAAAUAAUUCCAGUUUUCGGUUCCUCCGGAGUCACCCGGUACGCUCGCCACUCGGUUGUGAGUACAGCUUUUCGAUUGAUCGAGAAAAGAGAGAAGUAAAGGAGAGUAAAGUAAACCGGGAGUAGAGAUGAUCGUAAAUUUACCAGUGAUAUUCCCGGGAAUAUAGUUGAACGAAUGAACGAACGAGAAAGGAAUAUCGCGACUUUUUUCGUGUACAACUAAAAAAUUACGAUAACCGGAUAUGAGAAUCUUCUAGAGUUCCAGGUUUGCUGGAUUCACGGAAAGUGUAUAUUAAAAUACCAGCCGACGAUAUUUCUCUCUUCAAAAAUUUUACCACAUUAAAUUACACUCGGUGUACAUCACCCACUUCGGCUGCAUCUUCAGACCCGCUACGUUUUAUAUUUUGUGAGUACCGUCGAAAAUAACCAUUUCAAUUUACGUAAAAAGUAUCUGUGUGAAUAAUAUAUAUAUAUAUAGGUACGUGCAUAUUUUUCACGUCUUUUAUUUGACGCUUCGAGGAUACAUGAUUAUUCGUACACGUAGGACAAAACUUAGAUAUAAAUAAAAACGACGAUCUACGCGUAGAGUUCAUUUUAUUUUACUUUAUUUCGUUUGAUAACUUUUUUUUUUUUCUAGACUUUAAAAUUCGCUCAAAAAAAAAAAAAAAAAGAGAAAUAGCAACAAAUAAAAGGGGAAGUAAUUUCGAUCGCGAUAUUUUUCUUUCUAUUUUCCGACGGUGUAGAUCUUUGUUGCGUAGCGUAGACUUUUUUUUUUUUUUUCUUAACGGUAAUCGAGUUUCUCGAUUCUAUUUAGGGUAAAUUACGUUACGACGCACAUGAAAUAUUUGUAUUACUUGAUUUAUUAUUACACCCGCUGUACAUCGAUCAUACAUUAAUAUACGUUUAAUAGAUUUUUUUUAUGAUAAUCUACCAACAGUAUUUUCGCCAUCCUUUAAAUCUUCAUAGUGCCAAUCCUAGAUGAUUUUUCUCGUAAUAUAUAACACAUGAAUAUAUUAUAUUUUAUAACUAUUACUAUUAAUUAUUCGUUUCAAAAAUAUCUGAAUUGCAUGCGUGAUUUGAUUUUGAUUUUUUUUUUUUUCUUUUCAUUUGAUUUCUACAUACCUUCCACACAAGUAUUAUAAGUAUAUUAUUACAUACACCUAAGUGAACUUCGAUUAAAGAGAAAAAAGAAAAGAGAGUAUUUUAACUAAAAAUAUAUAUCUGUAGAUGAAUACGAAAUAAAUUUUGUACAUAUAAUGCGAUUAUAUCGAGACACGAAGAAGAAUAAAAAAAAAAAAAAAAAAAAAAA